This is a messenger RNA of Colletotrichum karsti, 2475 nucleotides long. Its product is annotated as kelch repeat protein. Gene Ontology annotation, molecular function: protein binding. NCBI's taxonomy places the organism in Eukaryota, Fungi, Ascomycota, Sordariomycetes, Glomerellales, Glomerellaceae. The transcript is spliced from 5 exons. The coding region runs from base 1 to 2475 and encodes 824 amino acids. The record is from RefSeq and is a predicted model, not a curated record.
AUGACUGCCGUGCGCUCCUUUCUGCUCGUGGCCCUAGUCGGCCUUGCGACCGGCCAAUAUGAAGGCUGGGAACCUGAACAAGUUGCAAGCACGAUGUGCUAUUGGGAUUCUCCGCGAGCUGCUGUUAUACGCGACACAGUUUGGCUAGAUGGCGGCGUUCUCACCUGGAUUCCGACCAUGAGGGAUGGAAGCCCUGGUGACUUAUCUUCACUGAACAACCCGAAGGGACUCAUGUACUCCUUCAGCUUCAACAAGUCGUUUGAGGCGACAACAAACAUCACCACGCUGAUUAACACCACAUCAAAAGGUAACAGCAUUUCUGCUAACAUGAUCGAUGGCGCACUACUAUACAACGAUGAGGAGCUUUUUAUGUAUGGGGGCGUACUCCGCAUCAGAACGGACGCCGCCGCUCCCCCAGACGGAGACAAAGCCCCUGUUUGGCGUUACUACAACGAAAACAACGCCCCUCUAUUCGAGGCUGGAGGCAGCGAGAUACCCUUCGGCAACGGUAUCACGAGAUAUGUCGCCUAUGGAGGUGCUGCCAGCGCCCCAUCAGAGAACAAGGCCUGGUACGUGGGAGGCUUGCGCUCCUCCGCAUGGGGCGAGAUCUAUCGCCAGAGCACCAGCAGCAAUCUCACGGCGAGCAAUACCUCAAACACCCUCAUCACCCUAGACAUGACGAACCAGAACUUCGAAAAGUUCUCGAACGAUUCGCUGCCCCCUGAGAUCAAGCCCAGAGCGAAUCCAUCUGUCGUGUGGGUGCCGGUCGGCAAGGAAGGCAUACUCGUCGUUGUGGGAGGCGUCACAAACCCGGAGGUCGCUAACUACGCCGCUCGCAAGUCGAAAGACCCCGUUCUCAACGAGCGAGAAAGCCCGGAGUUCAUGAAGAAGAUCGACAUCUACGACGUUGCCAGCAAGUCAUGGUUCCAACAGGAGACGGAAGAUGGUCCACCUGCUUUGACAAAAGGCUGUGCCGUGGUAGCUACUGCCCAGGACGCUUCCAGCUUCAACGUUUACUACUACGGUGGAUACGCUGGCGUCGACAGCAAGACGGGAUUCAACGACGACGUCUGGGUCUUGUCUCUGCCAUCGUUCCAAUGGAUCAAGGUCUCCCAAGGCACCGAACUCCACGCGCGUGCUGGCCAUCAGUGUGUGAUGCCAUACCCCGAUCAGAUGAUGGUCAUUGGAGGCUUCGCACCGGAGUCCGGUGGCGGCAAACCGCCUUGCCUCGAUAAAGGACUCUUUCGCAUGUUUAACGUCUCCAGCGCCGAGUGGUCGGACGAGUACAGUCCUUCGAAGUGGUCCAACUACACCGUUCCUACUGCCGUCCAGAGCAAGAUCGGGGGCAACGGCCAAGGCUCAGCAACGGCGACGGUACCCGCUGUGUCAGGCUGGGCAGAUCCCAGCGUGGAGGCUAUUUUCGCGACUCCCUACGCAACCAACAAGAUCAACACCUGGUACCCCUAUUCCGAAGACAAGACCAGCGCUCGACCAACCAUCACCGGAGACCCUGGCGGUGGCGGCGGUGGCGGUGGUGGUACCCCGAAGUGGGUUGCCCCCGUUCUCGGAGUUGUCCUGGGCCUCGUCUUCAUCACGGCCAUCCUCGUCGGUUUCUGCCUCUGGCGUCGGCGCAAGGUUCUUCGUCGCGGCAAUGGCACCGCGACUGCCACCGACGACAACGGAUCGCGCAUCAUCUCCUGGAUGAGGGGCCAGCCCAGUGAACCCGCAAAGGCCCCGACUGUCACCACGGAGGAGGCCUCCACGCAGGACAUGGCAGAGGUCCGAACACCGCCUCCUGCUCCGGCGGCAUCUCCCGCCCCGGCUGUGGCUCAUGAAAUGGCCGACAACCACAUCGCCGAGUUGCCUGACACCUCUCCUCGCGCAGAACUCCACGGCGUAGGCCUCACCCCCGUCGAAAUCAUCAACAAGCACACCCACUUCGGCCGCGGCGACGCCUCCAACCCCGCCACGACGCACCAGUCCUCCUACUACGCCUCCGUCUCCAGCAACGAGAACGCCUCCUCGCUCUCGCGCUCCUCGGGCGUCCUCGGCUACCAGACGCGCGCCCAGUCACCGUCCCCGGGCCCGCCGUCCCCGCCCAUCACCAACUCCGUCCCCGCGGGACGCCACGACUCCGACGUCUCGGGGCUGAGCGACCAGGAGGCGCGACACCUCCGACACGUCAGCCAGGCGACCGUCAGCUCGGCCUCGUCCGGCGGGGAGCAGGAGGUCUCGUCGUCCGGGGCGCAGCAGGGCGCCCGGGGCGUCCCGGCCACCGUUCCCGAGACGCCCACGCCCGGGAUCCCCGAUAUGCCGACGCCGGGGCACCCGAGUCCGCUGAGUCCGCCGACGGGGGCUUCGGACGGGGAGGAUUACAUCUCGGCGAGGAUGCUGCCGGUUAGUCCUGCCGGGACGGGGACGUUGAGGAGGAGUAUGUUUCACGAGAGUGAGGACGAUCUUGGAUCGAGGAAGUAG